CUAGCUUAUCCUAGAAGAAAAGUGGGAAGAAGGGAGACGGUCCUAAAGUAACAUGGAACAAGGUUCGAGAAGAGGACAGGGAGGAAGUGGCAGGUUAUGUACACCAGCUGAUGCUUGUGCUAUGUACCAAUCACAAGCUGGGGGUGGCUUUUGUGGAUCCUACCGUAGGUCUCGAUGAGAAAAACUACAACGACCUUGUGUUUUCUGUUAUAAGGUCAAUGGACCCCUACUGGAACGUCGGCCUGGUACGAGAGCUCGCGGUGGAGAUUGUGAAAGCUUGUCCUGAUCUGGUGGCUCCGACGUUCAAGCACUUGGGCAUCCAGGGCUCCUUCCAGCCUGAAGUGUCCAUUUCAUUUGUCAACACAUGUCAAUUUGCUCAACAGGUUGUAGAUAGCUUGGUGCCAGAAAGAAGUCUUACCACUACUGGCACCCCAGACCACCUGACUCACCUGACCACCCGGGUGGUGUUCAACAUGAAUGUGGUCAACUGUGUGCGAGCUGGCCUGUCGUCCAUCCAUCCCACGCUCCGUCUGCUGACUGUCUCUCUCCUGAACUCUGUGUUCCUUGCCGUCCCACGAUUCGUCAACUUCGUCAAAUCUCACUUCAGUUCCAACCCAAGAACUUCAUUGAGUACAACCAGAGUAUAAAUGACCAUAUUGC
Homalodisca vitripennis (glassy-winged sharpshooter) is the source of this 660-nucleotide messenger RNA. RefSeq lists its product as uncharacterized. The record is from RefSeq and is a predicted model, not a curated record. Gene Ontology annotation, biological process: maturation of LSU-rRNA from tricistronic rRNA transcript (SSU-rRNA, 5.8S rRNA, LSU-rRNA); maturation of 5.8S rRNA from tricistronic rRNA transcript (SSU-rRNA, 5.8S rRNA, LSU-rRNA). The transcript is spliced from 4 exons. Gene Ontology annotation, cellular component: nucleolus. Bases 111 to 647 code for a protein of 178 amino acids. NCBI's taxonomy places the organism in Eukaryota, Metazoa, Arthropoda, Insecta, Hemiptera, Cicadellidae.